AUGUCUCUCCAAGAUUUCCCAGACGAAUUGCUGGUCCUCAUCAUCCCGUUCGUGGACCCAAUCGCCCUCAUCUCACUCAGCCAGACCAACCGCCGCUUGAGGCACCUGAUCCAGCCAACCAAAAGGCACUUCAUAGAGAGGCUUCUCGUCCUAGAGUGCCUCGAAGCCCACGGCGGCCCUUAUCUGGAUGUCAGGCAGCGGAAUUUCAGCCUCCAUCCGUCCGCUAGCGAUGAGCUGAAGGACAUGCGCUGGGCCUGCGCAGGCUGCUUGAAGCUUCGCUCCCACCGACAUUUCAACAACAAGGCCCUGUAUCGGCUCAGAUACAAGAAACCCACCCCCAACACAAGCAGUACUGAGUCUCUCGCUAUCACUAGCUGGAUGUCUCUGACGAGGGGCGUAAAGUCUGCGCAAAAGCACAGAUUUUCAGCCCAGCCGGAAGAGAGAAGUCUCCGGCAAUACAGAGGUCUCUAUUCGAGAUCGUACACUGAUGAGACCAUCGAAGAGUGGUAUCAUUGGCUGCGGCGCAACGGGACCGAGAGGGUAGCAGGCAGGGACAUGCAGGACAUGGACCUGGGCGAGUUCAGGGGCAUAGCGAGGUAUUGGGGUGGCAUGCCCUCCCUCCAGGAAUACCACAAGUACUUGGACGACUCGCGGAACCAUGGCUUUGCGCGCCUCAAGCGGCUGUGCAACGAGUGCCUGUUCCAGGCUGCUCAGCUGCAGAGCAUCAAGAAGGGGCGGGCUGGGUUGGCCCUGACCCCGAUGCAGCCGAGCAGGCGCGUCUACUACUACAGUGCUCUGGACCGUUGGCUGCCGGGGUUCUCAGACGGACUGGAGCACAAGCGGCCACAGGUGCGGAUCCCAAGAUUGCUCGAGAGCGGCCCGGUGCCCUUUUCGGAGCCUUGGACGCUUUACAUGGUGCGCUGUUCAGGGUGCGAGCAAUGGAAAGAGCUGCGAACUUUUCGGCUCUCCGUAUGCGGGGCGCGAUGGUCACCCACAAAGACCAGAACAGCGCUGAAUAGACAUACACAGGGCUCUGUGCAGCUGGACGGGGCCCGUUGCCACACCUGCUUUGCCAAGGAGAAUGGGACUGAGAAGCUUGGGCAGGAGCUUAUACGUUGGGCAGGCGAGGUCAUCGACGAACAGCUCCGUCGACAUCUUCUCGCCCUUAGUUGGGGGUACAGGAGGCUGAAAGCAAACAGGGAGAGACCUGCAAUACGAGUGCAAGAAGUGAAGAAAAUUCUGCAGGGUGUUCAUCUGGAACUGGACGUAGAUGCGGCCAAGGUUGACGAGGUAGUCAACGGCUGGAUAACCCGGUAUCCUCAGGUCAAGAAGAUGUGGGAUGAAGCUCGCGCGCGUGAUACUUCGCGGAGCUUGAUCAGGGAGGCGAGCCUGGACGUCUGGGUCGAAAGAUUUCAGGAUAUUGUCGAUUACUGGUUCUGGCUGAAAGCUGCCAGGGAAGAGAUCCAGCAGAAACCGGGCCAUCUAGUGGAUUGGGCCUUGCAUGGUAGGGACGACGAGGAGUUGGCGAUUACCAAACCGAAGAAGAAACGUUCUUAUGUACCGCGGCCUACUCCAAUGUAG
Molecule: messenger RNA, 1581 nt
Organism: Clonostachys rhizophaga
Lineage: Eukaryota; Fungi; Ascomycota; Sordariomycetes; Hypocreales; Bionectriaceae
Source: the annotation of a GenBank genome assembly